CUUUAUCACAUGCACGGCACUAUUCAUCGCCUUCUUUAGCUCCUGGGGACCCUGCAUUUCUAUCUCUGAAUUCUGUUAAUUAGUCCGACAUGUUGUGAAUAUCUAAGCAUAGUGGUGUGAUCCCGCCGGGCUAAGUCUGCAGGACAGCUAGAUCCCUUGCAAACAGUAGUGGAAAAAAAUGAUGUCUCUGAGUUCCAGCUUAUUUGUUGUAGCUGUUGCAGCACUGCUGUGCCAGCUAGUUGUUGAAUGUAAAGCUCAGGAUGACUGCAGAACACUGGCUUAUAAUGGUGACUGUGACUUUUAUGAUUGUCUUAGUACCAGAUUCCAGUGUACCGGAGCUGAUUAUCCUAUCUCUUAUGGCAAACGGUACUGCGAGCGAUUUGAAACCCACAAGAGUUGCUUCACAGCAAAUGGACAAGCAUGGAUAAAUAAUGUUCGCUCAUGUCUGAUGCGUGCUAUUAUUGACAGUGAUUUUUACAAUAGUACAAGUAUUACUUGUGAUCAGCUGCAGACAUUUGCAUUUGAAAGUCAUCCUCAAUGUUAUGCUAAUAAUCGAUUUUGUGAUGAUAUACUUGUGUCACCAAGCUGUCAAAACCUAGGUUGUCUAGCAACUAAAGUUUUUGUAUGGAGGGAUUUUUUUAAUAGGCUUGCAUUUGAACAGGUCUACAAAACAGUUCAGUAUUGUAAUGCUGCUCAGUUUUUUGCUAUUCUACCAUCCUGUGCAACAGAGGGUGAUACACAAGCUCUGAUCGAAGCCAUAAGUGAUCUUUUAAAUUGCAAUGCAGCUGGAUUAGAUAUGAUUUUUGUACUUGAUUCUUCUGGAAGCAUUGGAAGUGCGAAUUUUGCAAGUUUAAAAAACUUUGUAAUAAACAUGCUGUCUAACUUUACCAUUGGACCAGAUGACACUCGUGUUGGAGUCAUUCGUUACUCUACUUCAGCAUCGAUUGUUAUUCCUUUAGGCAGCUCUGGCACUUUUUCUGAAUUGUCAACUCGUGUCAGUAACAUCAUAUAUACUGGUGGUAAUACAUUCACAGAUAAGGCUCUCACACUCCUAUUAUCAGCAUUUGACACAACACGUAUUGAUGAGGGAGUACCUCGUGUUGCUAUUGUUUUUACAGAUGGAGCGUCAAAUAACCGUAAUCUAACAAAAGCAGCUGCUAGUGCUGUCCGUAAUGCUGGGAUACACACAUAUUCUUUUGGUAUCGGUAGUGGCAUCAAUUCCGCUGAAUUAAAUUACAUUGCCUCGGGGCCAAAUUUUGUUUUUUACAUAUCCAGUUUCUCAUAUGCUGAUUUCCAAACUGUCCUUCAACCACUUCGUACCAGGACAUGUUUAACUACACCUCUUCUAACUAUUGGAAAUUUGAUUGAAGGGACCAUUGGACGAAGAGCACUUCGCUACAUUACUUAUCUCUUUCCUCGUCAUUUAGGAUUGACCAUAAAAAUGCUUGUAACACUUGGGGAUGUGAUUGUCCGUGGAUCUUUUAGCGUUCAAAAUCCAUCAGAGCUAACACAGGAUUUUGCUGUCACAAGUGAUGGAUCUGACAUUGACUAUUUUGUUAGUCCAGAAUUGUUUGAGAACUCAACUACUGUCACUGAUGGUAGUCCACAGCGCCGAAAGAGACAAGCACCUACUAACGUUACAAUUAGUAAUCUUUACCUGACCAUAAUUGGAGUUGACGACAACAACACGUUUUCUUUAAAUACUACCUAUGGUGAUACUACUGAUGGUGUUCCAACUGAAGUUCCAACUGAAGUUCCAACUGAAGUUCCAACUGAUGGAGGUCCAACUGGCUUGGCUUCUGCACUGUUAGUAUUUGCUGCAUUGCUGUGCUUUUUGCUGCUAAAUUAGAUACCUUUCUGCUGCUAAAUUAGAUACCUUCUGCUGUUUUCUACUUGAAUUGACAAUGCUGCUGAUUAUGCUAAUUUUUUAAAACAAUUAUUACAUAGGUUUAGCAAUAGGCACAUUUAUCCAUGCUGUUUUUUUUAAAUUCCUGUUGUAACAGAUCUCUUAAAUUA
Messenger RNA from Amphimedon queenslandica, 2016 nucleotides. RefSeq names its product matrilin-2-like. The coding region runs from base 179 to 1849 and encodes 556 amino acids. NCBI's taxonomy places the organism in Eukaryota, Metazoa, Porifera, Demospongiae, Haplosclerida, Niphatidae. The transcript is spliced from 6 exons. The record is from RefSeq and is a predicted model, not a curated record.